Prionailurus viverrinus (fishing cat) is the source of this 2593-nucleotide messenger RNA. It is a transcript of the gene PURA, whose product is annotated as purine rich element binding protein A. The transcript has 2 exons. Gene Ontology annotation, cellular component: nucleus. The coding region runs from base 761 to 1729 and encodes 322 amino acids. Gene Ontology annotation, biological process: regulation of transcription by RNA polymerase II. Gene Ontology annotation, molecular function: RNA polymerase II transcription regulatory region sequence-specific DNA binding; DNA-binding transcription factor activity, RNA polymerase II-specific; purine-rich negative regulatory element binding. The record is from RefSeq and is a predicted model, not a curated record. Lineage: Eukaryota; Metazoa; Chordata; Mammalia; Carnivora; Felidae.
AGGCGCGCGCACGCGCAAGAGGAGGGCGGAGGGAGCGCGCUCGGCGCCCGCCGCCGCGGCGACUGAAACGGAGGGACGCGAGGGCGGAGGGCGCGAGCCACGGGGGGAGGAUGGGGGAGAGAUGGUGGGUAGCGCGGAGCGCGCGCUGACGUCGCUCGGAGUCACGCACGGAGCGCCGGGUUACGCGCCGACGUCUGGCUGCCACGACUUGCCGUCUGCGGCGGCGGCGAGCGGAUCCCGCAGGGGAAGGAGGAGGAGGAGGGAGAGCCAAGGGGGCUGUGAGUGAGCGGGAGAAGCAGGGUGUGAGCCGGACUUGCCCGCGGGAGGGAGAACGAGCGAGAGCCGGGCCAGCCAUCCGAGCCGCCUCCUCCUCCUCCCCUCGGCGUCCCGCCCCCGCCUGCCAGCCCGCCCUCCUUCCUCUUCAGCCGGCUGAGCCCGAGUGAGGCGCCGCUCAGCUCGCGCUGCUGUCCAGGACAGGUGUGCGCGCGCGCGCCCUCCUCCCCCUCCUCCCCUCCCCCUUUCCUCGCGCCAGCCUAGCGCCUGCCUCGCGCGCGCCCUCCCUCCCUCCAGCCCGCGCCCUCCCUCACCUGCGGCAGGACAGCGCCCGCCCGCCAGGAUCUCGCGAGAGUGGCUGACUGGCUGUGGGGGUUGCGGCGGCAGCAGGCGGAGCCGGGGAGGGAAAGCAGCGGCGGCUGAGGCGACUGAGGCGGCGGGCGGAGCGGCAGGCGGCGGCGGCGGCGCGGCGGCGGAGCGCAGCAUCAUGGCGGACCGAGACAGCGGCAGCGAGCAGGGUGGUGCGGCGCUGGGCUCGGGCGGCUCCCUGGGGCACCCAGGCUCGGGCUCGGGCUCCGGCGGGGGCGGUGGUGGCGGCGGGGGCGGCGGCGGCAGUGGCGGCGGCGGCGGAGGGGCCCCGGGGGGGCUGCAGCACGAGACGCAGGAGCUGGCCUCCAAGCGGGUGGACAUCCAGAACAAGCGCUUCUACCUGGACGUGAAGCAGAACGCCAAGGGCCGCUUCCUGAAGAUCGCUGAGGUGGGCGCGGGCGGCAACAAGAGCCGCCUCACUCUCUCCAUGUCAGUGGCCGUGGAGUUCCGCGACUACCUGGGCGACUUCAUCGAGCACUACGCGCAGCUGGGCCCCAGCCAGCCGCCGGACCUGGCCCAGGCGCAGGACGAGCCGCGCCGGGCGCUCAAGAGCGAGUUCCUGGUGCGCGAGAACCGCAAGUACUACAUGGAUCUCAAGGAGAACCAGCGCGGCCGCUUCCUGCGCAUCCGCCAGACGGUCAACCGGGGGCCCGGCCUGGGCUCCACGCAGGGCCAGACCAUUGCGCUGCCCGCACAGGGGCUCAUCGAGUUCCGCGACGCUCUGGCCAAGCUCAUCGAUGACUACGGAGUGGAGGAGGAGCCGGCCGAGCUGCCCGAGGGCACCUCCUUGACUGUGGACAACAAGCGCUUCUUCUUCGAUGUGGGCUCCAACAAGUACGGCGUGUUUAUGCGAGUGAGCGAGGUGAAGCCCACUUACCGCAACUCCAUCACCGUGCCCUACAAGGUGUGGGCCAAGUUCGGACACACCUUCUGCAAGUACUCGGAGGAGAUGAAGAAGAUUCAAGAGAAACAGAGGGAGAAGCGAGCUGCCUGUGAGCAGCUCCACCAGCAGCAGCAGCAACAGCAGGAGGAGACCGCCGCUGCCACCCUGUUGCUGCAGGGUGAAGAAGAAGGGGAAGAAGAUUGAUCAAACUGAAUGGAAAAAACCCACACACACAUGCAUACACACACACACACACACACACACACACACACACACACACAACCACACACAGAAAAUAUACUGUAAAGAAAGAGAGAAAAUAAAAAGUUAAAAAGUAAAAAAAUAAAAAAUAAAAAAAAAAUAACUGUUAACUCCAAGGGAGCACCACCCACAGAACCUCCACCAACUGACAGUUUCUCUUCUUGACUUGCCACCCAUCGCUGGAUGUUGUCCACUUUAUCCACCAUAUAAAACAGUAAGCAGCUGCUAAAAACAAAAAACAAAAAAAAUACAAAAAGUAAUAACAUUAUAUGAACUGUGUUUCCUACUUGAUUAAAAAAUAUAAAGAACUGAGUGUUUAUUUCCCUAAUUAACCAAGAACUUUUGUACACGUUUAAGCUAUUAUUAUUAAAAGUGUUUGCAAAAUGGUCAAGAUUAUAAUAUUGCUGAAUUAUAUAAAAGUCCUUUUCAUGUUGAGCUAACAUUUGACUUUAGCACAAAAAAGAGAUAUUUUAGAACACGUAAAAUAAUAUUUUUAGUUUUUCUCAUUUUGUUACCAAAUUUCAAACCUUACAUGGAGGUUAUUAUAGUAUAUUUGACACCCUAUAUACCUGUGAUUAGAGAUGUGUAUAUAUAUGAGGGCUAGGCAUGCUGUGUGUCUGAGCUUUGUCUAAAUGUUAUGCAGAAGUUUGUAGAGUUAAAGGUACGUAGGUUUAAUUCAUGCAAGGUAAACAAUAAGUGCUCUCUUUUAUACAAUAUGCAUUGCAUCUGGACCUUAAACAUAUAAAAAUGGUCAGUGAAACUUCUGUGAACAUGAAGAAAUUAUUAAAAAAAGGCAUUUAAAUGAAA